Molecule: messenger RNA, 1295 nt
Organism: Emiliania huxleyi CCMP1516
Lineage: Eukaryota; Haptophyta; Isochrysidales; Noelaerhabdaceae
Exons: 3
Coding region: 12-1295 (427 amino acids)
Molecular function (GO): protein-L-histidine N-pros-methyltransferase activity
Source: RefSeq, a predicted model, not a curated record
UUAGGUCGGACAUGGUUCGCGCCAACGGCGGCGCGCCGCCGUCGGUGUGGCCGUCCCUCCGGCAGCGGACUGCGGCUCUCCUCCGCGACAUCUACGCCGAGCUCAUCACCGAGGGCGCCGCACGUGCGCUCUCCCGCCUCCCGCCGCCCGCGAGCGAGGCGGUCGGGGACGCCGCCGGCUGUCGGGACGAGGCCGGCGAGUCUCCUGUCCUCCCCGAGAUGGGCGCCGCGUCGUCCGCGGCGCUCUGGACGCUGUCCGUCCUCGUCGCCGGCGUCGGCUCCAUGGAGUCGAGGCUCUCGAGCGACUCGCUGCCGUGCCGGACGGUGCGGGAGGCGACGCCGCUCGAGCUGCGCGCAAACGCCGGCACGCUGGGCCGGGACUACCUGCCUUCGGCCUACGACCCGUGGCUCGGCCCGCGCUCGGCCGGCGUGAUCCGGCUGCGGUACGGCUUUGACGCGCGGCGCCUCUCGCAGCGGCCCGGCGCGGGCGCGUGCGAGUACACUCCGGUUGGCCUUGACGGGCAGACCGAGGCGUGGGUGCGAGGGUGCCUCGCCAAGCCGGCGGCGGCGUCGCGCCUCGCCGUGUGGCGCGCGCUCAAGCGGCGGCUCUACCACUACGACGCGGGAGUGCUCGCCUUCCACGCCUUCCCGCGCAACUACCUCCUCUCGCCCGCGCACUGGGAGGAGCUGCUCGCCGGCCGGCCAAACGGCGGGCUGGCCGCGGCGCUCGACGUGGGCGCGGGCGACGGCUCCCUCUGCUCGCCGUACGCGCGCCUCUUCGGCAGCGUCACCGUCACCGAGCUCACUUCGCCCCUCGUCUGGCGGCUCAAGGCGACCCCGACGCAGGGAGCGAGCCUGCAGGCGGUCGCGACGGCCGAGCUGACGCCGCGCGCGCUCGGCCGCGAGCAGUUCGACGUCGCCUUCUGCCUCAACGUCCUCGACCGCUGCAAGGACCCCGUCCGGAUGGUCGAGCAGCUCCACGCCCUCCUCCCGCCGGGCGGCUGGCUCGUCGUCGCGGUCGUCCUCCCGUGGCUCCAGUCGGACGCCGUCGCGCGCGGCUCGCACCAGCGGCGUGCGCGCGUCGUCGGCGGCGAUUUCGAGGCGGCGGCCGCGUCGCUGCUCGACUCGCUCCUCCUGCCGGCCGGCUUCGAGGCCCUCCGCCUCGUGCGCGCACCCUACCUCUGCGCGGGCGACCGCAACUCGCCCGUCGCCGUCCUCGACUCUGCGACGCGCUGCACCGAGUGCGGCGUGCUCGAGGGCUUCCGCCAGGGCAGCGCCGGCCCCGCGAGAAAGUAG